AUGACAAUACUGAAGGGCUGUUUGAUUUUCAUAGUGCUAGGAUUAACUCUAGGAAACCAGAGGCCAAUAUUUAAAGCUAACGGAAAUAUCCUAUGGAAAAGUGACGGUUUUCAAUUUGUAGAAACAACUUCUACAACUGUCGGUGGAACAGCAUCACGAUUUGCUACCCCGGUUCCAGUGGUGAAGGAGAGUAUAUACUCCAUAUCCCCGGAAGAAUGGACACAAACAGGAAACCGUGUGUCGGAUUUUAAAAAUAUUCAUUUAGAAUCCAUUGAUAACGAAAUCCAAAAUUUUACCGUCAAUGAAUCGACUGACCGUGCUGAUACCAAUAACGACACAAACGAAGCCUCUAUCGCUAACAAUAUAUUUCAAACAGAUAAGGAUUCUGUUGCAAGGAGUCUGGAACAACAAAAUGUGGGAAAUAUUGAAAACAUCACAGCUGUGAUCAUUGAAGGUGCCAAUAUUGUAAUACAAAAAAGUGGUACAGAAAGGGAUAUGCUUCAUGGAGAAAAUUCAACAAGUUCUUUUAUACCCUCUACGACAAGCCCCACGCGCAACAGUGAUUUAGAAACCCCAACACACAAUUCAACGAAAACUACUGCUGAAGGCGGCGACAAAUUGAACAGGUUGCUUUCAAGUCCUGGAAUAAAUGAUAUCAGCACAACAACCGUCACAUAUAUCCCUGAAGAGAAAGUGUCAAUUGUAUCAGAAACUGUUGAUACAAAGAGCCCAAGUAAAUUUCAAUCUCCAACAGGGUCCAUUUCUUUGGACUCGUUUGUUAACAUGCUUUUGCCAAACGAAGUAAAGGAUCAAGUGAAAAAUAGAGAAAAUGUAAUAAAAGAAACAUUAGAACCAUUAGAUCUAAGUCAAACAACUCUAAAUCUGGAUCUCCAAGAACAAACAACACAAAAAAUAACUCAGAAGCCAGCAACCAACACACCAAAAGUACAAGCAGCCACAUCAGGAGACACCACAACACAAGAGCUUUCAACAGUGGACCCAACAAUUCAAACUUCAGUAAUGAAAGAACCUACAACACAGACUCCAACAAUUCAAGAGAAAACAAGUCCAGAACAAAGUGUUCAAGAGAAAAUAGUAUACCAGCAAAUAACCAAAGAUACAGAUACACAAAAUCUACCAAUUCAAGGAAAUAGAAAAGUUCGAAAAAUUGGAAACAUCACAGUGCCCCAUGAUGUGAUCCUUGAGGGUCCAAAUGAUGGUUUUCAGGUAGUUGCCUCGGAAACUGAACCUACAAAUAUUCAAGAGGCCACUGAAAUAACAGCUUUUCCUGAUCAUUCUACUUCGAAAACAAUAACUCCUGAACCAACGACCCCUGAACUAGCAACUCCGGAACGAACAACUCCAAGUUCAAAAACAAAUGGAACAAUAGUCACUGAACAAACAACUUCUGAAUCUACAACUUCACAAUCAACAACUCGUAGACAAACAACACAGGAACUGACAACCUCAGAACCAAUAACUUCUGAAGCAACAUCUUCUGAACCUAAAAUUCCAGAACAAACUCCUCCAACGACUUCAGAAACUACAGAGUCGACAACUCCAGAAACAAUACUCCCUGAAAUAACAACUCCAGAACAAAUCACUUCUGAACAAACAACGCUAGAAUCAACCACUCCUAAACUAACAACUCCAGAGUCAACUACUCUUGAACCAGCCAAUCCCGAAACAGUUACUACAGAACGAAACACGUCAGAACCAACAACUCUUGAAACAACUCCCGAGUCAACAACUCCAGAACAAAAAACUAUAGAACCCGAAACUCCAAAACCAAUCACCCCUAAACGAACCACUGAGGAAUUUAUAAGUUUAGUACAAACCACUCUUAAACCCACAACUACAGAACCAGCUACAUUAGAACUAACCACGGUAGAACCCACAACUCUAGAAUCAACCACUGAAGAACCCACGACUCCAGGACCAACCACUCUAGAAACCACAACUGCAGAACCAACCACACCUAAAUACACAACUACAGAACAAACCACCCCUGAACCCUCAACUCCAGAACCAACAACUCUAAAACCAACAAUGCCUGAACUCAGAACUGAAGAACCAACCACUCUAAAACCCACAACUCCAAAACAAACCACUCCUGAACAAUCCACACAUGUACCCACAACUCCAGAAUCAACCACUCCUGAACCAACAACGCCAGCACCAACUUUUGAAGAACCUACAAGCCCGGAAUCAACCACUGAAGAGCCUAUAACCCAAGAACCAAAAACUCUAGAAAUGAUGACAUCAGAACAAACUACACCUGAACCAACAACUCGAAAACCAAAAACUCUGGAAUUAAACACUCCUGAAACCUCCACUUUUGAACUAUCCACUACAGAACCAAGCACUUCUGAACAAACAACUCCAGCAGCAAUUACUCAAAAACCAACACCUAGCAAACAAGGUACUGAAGAGACUUCCACUCCAGAACCAACCACUCUAAAGCCUACAACAUCAGAACCAACCACGUCUGAACCAACAACUUCAGAACUAAUCACUCCUCAACCUACAACUUCAGAACCAACUACUCUUGAACCCACAACUGCAGAACAAACCACCGGAAAACCCACAACUCCAGAAUCGACCACUCUAAAUCCCACCACUCCAGAACCAACCACUUUAGAAACCACAACUUCAACCACUGAAAAACCCACAACUCAAGUUCAAAUCACAACUGAACCAACAAUCCUAGAAUCAACCACUCUUGAACCAGCAACUCCAGAACCAACCACUAUAGAAUCCACAACACCAACCACUAAAGCACCCAAAACUCCAAAAGCAACCACUCUUAAACCCACAACUCCAGAACCAACAACACCUGAAACCACAACUCCAGAACCAACCACACCUGAACCAACAACUCCAAAGCCAACAACUCCAGAGCCAAUCACUCCAGAACCAACCACUCAAGAAACCACAACUCCAAAGCCAACCACUCUAGAAUUCACGACUUCAACCACUGAAGCACCCACAACUCCAAAAGCAACCACUCUUAAACCCACAACCCCAGAACCAACCACACUUGAACCAACAACUCCAGAACCGACCACACCUGAACCAACAACUCCAAAACCAACCACUCCUGAACCAACAACUCCAAAACCAACCACUCCUGAACCAACAACUCUAGAACUAACAACUCUAAAAUUCACGACUUCAACCACUGAAGCACCCACAACUCCAAAAGCAACCACUCUUAAACCCACAACUCUAGAACCAACCACACUUGAACCCACAACUCCAGAGCCAACCACACCUGAACCAACAACUCAAAAACCAGCUACUCCUGAAACGACAACUUCAGAACCAACUACUGUAGAACCCACAACUCCAAAACCAACAACUCUAGAAUCCACGACUUCAACCACUGAAGCACCUACAACUCCAAAAGCAACCACUCUUAAACCCACAACCCCAGAACCAAUCACACCUGAACCAACAACUCCUGAAUCGACCAAACCUGAACCAACAACUCCAAAACCAACCACUCCUGAACCAACCACUCUAAAACCAACCACUCCUGAACCAACAACUCCAAAACCAACCACUCCUGAACCAACAACUCUAGAACCCACAACUCCAAAACCAACCACUCCAAAACCAACUUCAGCACCAACAACUCGUAGACAGACAACCCCUGAACCAACAACUUUGGAACCUAAAGCCCCUGAGGCAACUACUUCUGUGCAGAAAAUUACUGAACCAGCAACAUCUGUAGCAAUAACUUCAUCGCCACCUCCCCUUGAAACUUUGUGUGAAAAUAGUGCUUAUAUUGAUGGCAUCGGGUACAAUACAUAUCCAGGACAAUGCAACAAAGUUGUUCAAUGUUACUUCAACUACGAUCAAACAAAAGCAGUUCUUAGAGAAUGUCCAGUUGGAUUAUUCUGGCAUCAAGACCACGCCAUGUGUAAAUCACCAGAAAAAGUGCCGUGUUACGAUGACCAAUGUCUCAAGAUUGAUGUAAAUGCCUACGCAAGGUCUGGUGGCUGUAGGUCUCAUUAUUCAUGCGAAGCGGGAAUUUCGGUCCCAGCCUGCUGUGAAAAGGGAUUUCGCUUUGAUGGGCAGGGUUGUGUUCCGGACAGUUCUUGCACAGAUUCCUGUGAAACGCCAAACGACUUAAGACGACGUGUAAAUCAACAAAUGUGUAGGUUCCUACCAGAUAGUGGCAACCCAUAUGGAUACCUUACCCUAGAACACAGUGGUCUUCGAUUUAGAGCAUGUCCAUACGGAACCGAAUUUAGUGCUAGUCAAUGUAUCUGCACUUGGAAUCCGAUGAAAACCAUAACAUACCAACGAAGAGAAGUUUGCAAACCUGACUUUAAGAUGAAUUUCGAUAGAGACUUGUUCAAGGAACUCUCUGGAUCCAACAUGGCUUUUUACGUAGAAAACGCAAUUAUACAAAAUGGCGCAGCAAAGUUCAAUGGAAACGGAAAGAUUACAUUGUGGGGUUUUAUGAACAAAGAACUGGGAGAUGAAUUUGCCGUUAGAGUUAGAUUUAAGCCUUUCCAGACAGAGGGAGGGUAUGGAAUGCUAGUUUCUAACUGUGGACAUGAAGGUCUACCAACAGUAGAAAUAUCUAUGCAGGAUAAAAAAGCGAGACUAGUAGCUAAAAGUUUACUAUCCAACUCUCCAUCCAUUUUAGAAUAUCAUAUAAUUCCCUAUGAAUGGAAUGAGAUCUCCUAUCACUACGAUGGAAAUACGUUUACUGCUGAAGUUAAUGGCAACAGCAUCUCAGAGAGACUUACUGGUGGAAUAGAGACGAGCUCGAACCCGAUGUUUAUUGGGGGCUGUCCGAAGCCCGGUUCUGGAUUUAAUGGUUUAGUAGACAAUGUUGAAAUUUACAGCAAUUGCGUUCCUUCGAAUUUCCUAAAAAACUAGAGAUGAAAAGAAAUCCUGCUCAUUUAGAAUCAUAGUUCUAUAUCACUGUUCACACUCACUGAUAGACAUUUGCUCUUUAUUUAUUAUCCAUUUUUAUUUAUAUACAUUUUCAUCUGUACAUCAUAAAACAAAACUUGUAAAACAAUCAUGUCUUCUUAUAUGUGUAUGUGUUUGUAACUAACGA
This is a messenger RNA of Saccostrea echinata, 5080 nucleotides long. Its product is annotated as mucin-2-like. The record is from RefSeq and is a predicted model, not a curated record. NCBI's taxonomy places the organism in Eukaryota, Metazoa, Mollusca, Bivalvia, Ostreida, Ostreidae. The coding region runs from base 1 to 4896 and encodes 1631 amino acids. Gene Ontology annotation, molecular function: chitin binding. Gene Ontology annotation, cellular component: extracellular region. The transcript is spliced from 7 exons.